Messenger RNA from Oryza brachyantha (malo sina), 2224 nucleotides. RefSeq names its product long chain acyl-CoA synthetase 1. Lineage: Eukaryota; Viridiplantae; Streptophyta; Magnoliopsida; Poales; Poaceae. Gene Ontology annotation, cellular component: membrane; endoplasmic reticulum. The transcript has 20 exons. Gene Ontology annotation, biological process: cutin biosynthetic process; fatty acid metabolic process; wax biosynthetic process. The coding region runs from base 108 to 2117 and encodes 669 amino acids. Gene Ontology annotation, molecular function: long-chain fatty acid-CoA ligase activity. The record is from RefSeq and is a predicted model, not a curated record.
GCUCUUCUUCCUCCUCUUCUUCUCAUCAGCCAUCAGCAGGUUGCUACUGUCAGCUUCUUCUCAACUCAGCCCAAGAACUCUCUGCCUUCUCUGGAUCAGUUUGGUUGAUGGAGGGAGCUGGGAAGAAAGUUUUCACAGUUCAGGUGGAGGAUGGAAAGCCCAGGAAGGAUGGCCGGCCGGCGGUAGGGCCAGUGUUCCGGAGUGCACUGUCAAAGGAUGGAUUCCCUCCACUUGAGCCUGACAUGAAAACCUCCUGGGAUGUGUUCAGGGUCGCAGCAGGAAAGUACCCAGAUAAUCGGAUGCUCGGAUGGCGUCCGGUCAAAGAUGGAGUGAUAGGACCAUACAUAUGGAAAUCAUACAAGGAAGUGUAUGAUGAAGUCCUGCAAGCUGGCUCUGCUUUGCAGCAUCUGGGGGUGAAGCCAGGUUCCCGGAUUGGAAUUUAUGGCUCAAACUGCCCUCAGUGGAUAGUAGCAAUGCAGGCUUGCAAUGGUUACAGCUUAAUCUGUGUCCCACUUUACGAUACUUUAGGUGCGGGAGCUGUUGACUUCAUUAUUGACCAUGCUGAAAUAGAUGUCGUCUUCGUUCAGGACAAGAAAAUAAAAGAAGUACUCUCCCCAAAUUGCAAGUCUGCUAAGAGGGUUAAAGCAUUGGUGGCAUUCACUUCGGGAACAAGUGAAGAAAUCACAAGUGCUGACGACAUUGGGAUGAAGCUGUACUCAUGGAAUGAUUUCUUAAAAAUGGGAAAGGAUAAUCCAGCCCAACCUUGUUCUCCAAAACCAAAUGAUACAUGCACUAUUAUGUACACAAGUGGGACAAGUGGACAACCCAAAGGAGUCAUGCUUAGCCAUGAGAGUCAUGCCAUGUAUGUAAAAGGGGUGGACCUCUUCAUGGACCAGUUCGAUGAUAAGAUGACAACAGAUGAUGUGUUUCUUUCCUUUCUACCACUUGCUCACAUCCUUGACCGCAUGAUCGAAGAGUAUUUCUUUCACAAAGGAGCCUCAGUUGGCUAUUACCAUGGAGAUUUGAAUGCCUUGCGAGAUGAUCUCAUGGAGCUAAAGCCAACUCUACUGGUUGGGGUGCCUCGAGUGUAUGAAAAAAUUUAUGAAGGUAUCUUAAAGGCCCUGUCAGAACUCCGACCACUCAGAAAGAUAAUUUUCAAUGCGCUGUACAACCGCAAACUGGCGAACAUGAAAGCAGGCUUCACACAUAAAACUGCUUCACCUUUUGCAGAUAUGCUGGCUUUCCGCAAGGUCAAGGCAAGACUCGGUGGUCGUCUUCGCCUAUUAAUCUCUGGUGGGGCUCCCUUAAGUAAUGAGAUUGAAGAGUUCUUGAGAGUAACCAGCUGUGCAUACUUCGUCCAAGGCUAUGGUUUAACAGAAACGCUGGGACCUAGCACGGUGUGUUACCCUGAUGACAUGUCCCUAAUUGGAACUGUUGGUGUGGCUGCUACCUACACUGAAUUGCGAUUGGAAGAAGUGCCUGAGAUGGGUUAUGAUCCACUUGGUACUCCUUCCCGUGGUGAAAUCUGCGUCCGAGGAAACUUCUUCACUGGAUAUUAUAAAGAUCCUGAGCUCACAAAUGAGGUCGUGACUGAUGGAUGGUUUCACACAGGAGACAUUGGAGAGAUGAACUCAGAUGGGAUAUUGAAGGUAAUUGACCGAAAGAAAAACAUAUUCAAGCUGUCACAAGGGGAGUAUGUUGCAGUUGAAUACCUGGAGAAAGUAUAUGUUUUCCCUCCAACUGUUGAAGAUAUCUGGGUAUAUGGGGACAGCUUCAGAUCAAUGUUAGUGGCAGUUGUUAAUCCACAUGAAGAGAACACCAUGAAAUGGGCAGCUUCAAACGGCUUGAAGGGUUCUUUUGCUGAAAUCUGCAAGACUGAAGGCCUUAAAGAGUAUAUCCUGAAAGAGCUGCAAUCUGUUGCAGCCAAGAACAAGCUACGAGGUUUUGAGUAUGUCAAAGGUAUAGUGUUGGACCAUGUUCCCUUUGACAUUGAAAGGGAUUUGGUGACUGCAACAAUGAAAAAGAGAAGAAACAACUUGCUAAAAUAUUAUAAGCCUGAGAUUGAGAAAGUAUACCAAAAACUAGAGGAACAGAGGGCUGCUGCCAAAUCAAAGUAAAGAAAGUUCUUUGGACACAAGAUGGAAUGCCAGAAUGCCAUUGUAAAUCUUCAAUUGAACUUUAGUACUCAAGGUUACAUGAAUGCAAUAAAAUGUACAUUGCGAGA